Exophiala mesophila is the source of this 1926-nucleotide messenger RNA. RefSeq lists its product as uncharacterized. NCBI's taxonomy places the organism in Eukaryota, Fungi, Ascomycota, Eurotiomycetes, Chaetothyriales, Herpotrichiellaceae. The transcript is spliced from 5 exons. Gene Ontology annotation, molecular function: thiamine pyrophosphate binding; carboxy-lyase activity; magnesium ion binding. The coding region runs from base 60 to 1814 and encodes 584 amino acids. The record is from RefSeq and is a predicted model, not a curated record.
CUUCAGUCUCUUUGAUACCUCCACUUCAAAGUACCUGCCCAAUAUAGUCGACAGCAAACAUGGCCACUAAUACGAUACCCAUGGGCCAAUAUCUGUUUCAUCGGAUCAAGCAACUCGGGGUAGAACAUAUUCUCGGAGUUCCAGGCGACUUCAACCUUACCCUGCUUGAUGAGAUCUACAAUGUUCCAGGCCUGAAAUGGAUUGGCUGCUGUAAUGAGCUAAAUGGUGCCUAUGCAGCAGAUGGCUACACUAGGAUCAGGGGAAUCCCUGGUGCCCUGAUUACUACCUAUGCAGUUGGCGAGCUUUCAGCCAUGAAUGGCGUCGCCGGUGCCUAUGCAGAGCAGGCCGGUAUGAUUCACAUCGUAGGCAUGCCUGCCAGAAGUCACCAACGAAACAAGACCAUGCUUCACCACACCAUGGAACCUAGAAUGGACCAGUCCAUUUAUAUCCAAAUGGCCGCGCCUAUUCGGAAAGACUACGCAUUUCUCAUGGAGGACGCCACCAUGGCCGAGGAUAUUGACCGCGUCAUUGUUUCCUGUGUCAAGAGCCGCCUCCCAGUAUACAUCUACGUCCCUGCUGACGUGGUGGGGGUGAAAUUGGACGCCAGCCGCCUGGACAUGCCGCUUGAUUUAACGAUUCGAAAUCCCGAUACCACUGUCGAAGAUAAAAUCGUCAAUUCGAUUUUGUCUUUGAUUGAGAAAGCCUCCAAGCCAAUCAUUUUGGGCGAUGUCCUCGCCAUACGUCAUGGCGGUCUCCAAUUGACCAAGAAAUUGGCCGAAUUGACGCAUUUCCCAAGCUAUUCAACACCUCUAUCGCAUGGCAUCAUCGAUGAGUCAAAGGACUACUAUAACGGUGUGUACAAUGGUCAAGUCUCCUUCCCGGGAGUCGCAGAGGGCGUCGAAGGAUCAGAUCUAGUCCUCAAUAUCGGGCCCUUAUUAUCGGACUCCAAUACGGGAGGAUUCACCCGCUAUAUCAAAGACGAACAUCUGGUCCGACUAGGUCAUGACUUUGUGCAAGUCAAAGGUGAAAAGUAUGACGGUUUCCACUUUUUGCCAAUCCUUUCGCGCCUGGUUGAAAAAUUAGAGGCAAGCCCUCAACAAUAUAAUCUACCACGGCCGCUACCCGGUCCGAAGCUAGAGAUCCCAGUGCUACUCGAUUUGAAAAGUGGAGAGCUCAAGCAAGACUACGUUUGGCAGCGAUUGUCUCGGUUCCUUAAGGACGGCGAUAUCCUUUUGGCAGAAUCCGGCACUUCUCAGUUCGGGAUGCCUGAUAUUGCAUUCGCUCCAAACACUCAAUACAUCACACAGAUGUUCUGGUCAUCGAUCGGUUUUACAGUAGGCGCAUGUUUGGGAGCGUUGGUCGCGGCCAAGGAACAAAACCACACGGGUCGUGUCAUCCUCCUCGUUGGUGAAGGGAGUCUUCAAAUGACCGUGCAAGAGAUCGGCACAUAUAUCCGCUAUGGAUUUAAACCGAUUAUUUUCGUGGUCAACAAUGACGGUUAUGCCAUCGAGCGUGCCAUUCACGGCCCUCAUCAGGGAUACAACGAUGUCAGCAUGCUUUGGGAUCAUCAAAAGAUGCUAGAAUUCUUUGGAGCAAGAGAGGAUACCGGAAUCAAGGCAAAGAGUCGAACGGCAAAAACAGUAGAAGAAUUGGAAGCAGUCCUGAAUGACGAGGCCUUUGCGAGUGGCGAUAUACUACAGCUGUGCGAAAUUUUCUUGGGCAAAUAUGAUUAUCCCUGGCGACUGUCUCGUCAGAUUGAGAUUGCAACAGAGCGCAUCAUAAAAGGAGAAAUGCCCCCUCAUUCGCAGGGGUAGAUUUACCAUGAGGAGGCUAUGUAUGAUUCGAGAAAAACGUAGUCCACGAAACUAGAUCUCAUUGCUAGAGGCCAGGGAGAUGGCCAAUCAAAAUCUACACAAUUUCAUACAA